Molecule: messenger RNA, 3264 nt
Organism: Andrographis paniculata
Lineage: Eukaryota; Viridiplantae; Streptophyta; Magnoliopsida; Lamiales; Acanthaceae
Product: AMP deaminase
Exons: 20
Coding region: 368-2902 (844 amino acids)
Biological process (GO): IMP salvage; AMP metabolic process
Cellular component (GO): cytosol
Molecular function (GO): AMP deaminase activity
Source: RefSeq, a predicted model, not a curated record
UGGCCUGGCCGCCGCAUGUUCUCUCACUCUCCUGCUGUGCUGUGCUGUGCUGUGUUGUCUAUAAAUACCGCCUCCCUUCGUCCCUUUCUUCCCUCCCUCCUUCCCUUCUCAUUCACUCUCUUCUGCAAAAACGGAUACACAAUCAACCCUACUACAUUCGUCUUCCUCCACCACCGCCGCCAGAAGUAAUAAUUGGAUUUGGGUCGUCGCUGGGCUGCCCCGCUCACUGCUCCUUUCCUCGUGCUGGGCAGUAGGGAUUUCCUCCCAAUCCCCGGCCGCUCACCUCACAGUCACACACACACAGAUAUAUUCCCCGACUGACCAAGACUAAGCAUACACCACCGGCACGCUCCCCUCCCUAUCAUAUAUGGAUGCUUAUUCUUUGCAACUGGCCUUGGCCGCCCUCUUUGGGGCCUCCUUUGUCGCCGUCUCUGCUUACUUUAUGCACAGGAAAACCCUAAACCAGCUCCUUGAAUUCGCCAAGGCCAUCGAGAGGGACCGCGAUGAUGCAGCCCCUGCCGAGGAAUCCGCCGACGCGCUCGAUCACCUUAAGCAUUACCCUAAUCGCAGGCGAACCCGGGGAAACAACGCCGCCUACUACCGUCGCGGUUCGGCAUCUUUACCCGACGUCACCACUUUCUCCGCCGGCGGGGAGCUCGACGAAAGGAGUAACGGGUCUGUAAAUCUCGAUGCCAUUCCGGCUGGUUUGCCUAGACUUCACACCCUCCUCGAAGGAAAAUCGAGCAAUUUGAGCUCAUCAGUCAGAUCAGGACAUCUUAUUCGGCCAACCUCGCCUAAAUCGCCUGUUGCUAGUGCAAGUGCAUUUGAAAGUGUAGAAGGUUCAGAUGAGGAAGAUAAUAUUACCGAAACCACCAAGCUGGACAAUACUUAUCUUUGCACAAAUGGAGAUGCAAAUGGACCAGAUCAUGUCACUGCAACAGGAGAACCAAUAGCCAUGACUGCAACAAAUAUGAUUCGCUCUCACAGUGUGUCUGGUGACCUGCAUGGUGUUCAACCUGAUCCUGUCGCUGCUGAUAUUUUGAGGAAAGAGCCUGAGCAAGAGACAUUUGUACGACUGAAUAUUUCCCCCAGAGAAAUACCGUCUCCAGAUGAAGUGGAGGUAUAUCUCACACUACAAGGUUGCCUAGAAAUGAGGAAACGUUACAUUUUUCGCGAGGCUGUUACUCCUUGGGAGAAAGAAAUCAUAUCUGAUCCGAGCACUCCAAAGCCCAUACAGAACCCAUUUGAUCAUAUUCCAGAGGGGAAGUCUAAUCACUAUUUUCGAAUGGAAGAUGGAGUUGUUCAUGUUUAUGAAAACAGAGAUUCAACAGAGAAACUUUUUCCUGUUGCUGAUGCAACUGCCUUUUUCACCGAUCUGCAUCAUAUCCUUAAGGUUAUAGCAGCUGGAAAUAUCCGAACUCUGUGCCAUCACAGGCUUGUUCUUUUAGAACAGAAAUUCAACCUACAUCUGAUGCUUAAUGCGGACAGGGAGUUCCUGGCACAGAAAAGUGCACCACAUCGAGAUUUUUAUAACGUUAGAAAAGUUGACACCCAUGUUCACCAUUCUGCUUGCAUGAACCAGAAACAUCUAUUAAGAUUUAUAAAAUCAAAGUUGAGGAAGGAACCGGAUGAGGUUGUCAUAUUCCGAGAUGGAACAUAUUUGACAUUGAAAGAGGUGUUUGAAAGCUUGGAUUUAACUGGGUAUGAUCUAAAUGUGGACCUAUUGGAUGUUCAUGCUGACAAAAGCACCUUCCAUCGCUUUGACAAAUUUAAUUUAAAGUAUAAUCCCUGUGGUCAGAGUAGACUGAGAGAGAUCUUUCUGAAGCAGGAUAAUCUCAUACAGGGUCGCUUCCUUGCUGAAUUGACCAAGCAAGUUUUUUCGGAUUUAGCUGCAAGUAAAUAUCAAAUGGCUGAAUAUCGAAUAUCAAUAUACGGCAGGAAAAUGAGCGAAUGGGACCAGCUGGCAAGUUGGAUAGUAAACAAUGACCUAUAUAGUGAGAAUGUUGUCUGGCUGAUCCAGCUUCCAAGACUUUACAAUGUGUACAAGGAAAUGGGAAUUGUGACCUCGUUUCAGAACAUCCUUGACAACAUCUUUUUGCCACUGUUUGAGGUUACUGUUGAUCCUGAUUCACAUCCACAGUUGCAUGUGUUCCUAAAGCAGGUUGUUGGACUAGACCUUGUUGAUGACGAGAGUAAGCCUGAAAGACGACCUACGAAACACAUGCCUACACCUUCUCAGUGGACCAAUAUUUUCAAUCCUGCAUUUUCAUACUAUGCAUACUAUUGCUAUGCCAACCUCUACACUCUUAAUAAGCUCCGCGAGUCAAAGGGCAUGACAACUAUUAAGUUCCGGCCCCAUUCAGGCGAGGCUGGUGACAUAGACCAUCUGGCGGCAACAUUUCUCACAUCUCAUAACAUUGCUCAUGGAAUCAAUCUUAGAAAAUCUCCUGUUCUUCAGUAUCUAUACUACCUAGCUCAGAUUGGUCUGGCCAUGUCUCCCCUGAGCAACAACUCAUUGUUCUUGGACUACCAUCGCAAUCCGUUUCCUAUGUUUUUCCUUCGUGGUCUCAAUGUUUCGCUUUCAACUGAUGAUCCGUUACAAAUUCACUUGACCAAAGAGCCCCUUGUGGAGGAAUACAGCAUUGCUGCUUCAGUGUGGAAGCUAAGUGCAUGUGAUCUAUGCGAGAUUGCUCGCAACUCAGUGUAUCAGUCUGGUUUUUCUCAUGCACUAAAGUCUCACUGGAUUGGUAAGGAAUACUUCAGACAUGGACCAGAUGGAAAUGACAUUCACAAGACAAAUGUGCCUCAUAUAAGGCUUGAAUUUCGUGAUAUGAUAUGGAAAGAGGAAAUGCAGCAGGUGUACUUGGGAAAGGCAAACUUUCCAAAGUUCAUUGACCCUUGAUGACAUGGCUGGCUGGCUGGCUGGCUAAUAUCCAGUCUGCGCACUGGCAUGCCCUGAGAGGAACUACUAAUGCUACUUGGGAGGAGGGAGGAGGGGCCAAUUUUGGGACUGGAUAUGGAGAGUGGUGAACGAGCUUGGCUUUGGUGAUGUUUUGGUUGUUGUCGGGGAAUUUUGAAUCGAAGAUAAGCAGGAACCAACACUUACCUGUGGUCAGUGUAUACUAGGGCGGUGAAAUGAAGACAUACAUAUAUAUAUAUAUAUAUUUAUGUACAAGUGCAUAUAAAUAAAACGGCCUUACUGUCAUGGAAUUAGCACAAAUUUGUCUGUCAUAUGCAUCGAAGAAGAUAUUAUUUAUUCCGUUA